Sinocyclocheilus anshuiensis is the source of this 883-nucleotide messenger RNA. RefSeq names its product ceroid-lipofuscinosis neuronal protein 6 homolog. Lineage: Eukaryota; Metazoa; Chordata; Actinopteri; Cypriniformes; Cyprinidae. Bases 143 to 709 code for a protein of 188 amino acids. Gene Ontology annotation, cellular component: membrane; endoplasmic reticulum. The transcript has 5 exons. The record is from RefSeq and is a predicted model, not a curated record. Gene Ontology annotation, biological process: lysosome organization.
GGAUCUAAAGAGAGGUGUGACUUGGCCCCUUUGGGCUUGUUGAAGACCAGUCUAACUUCUGCGUUCUGAAUCAUUUCUGAUUGAGCGGAGUCCCACAGCCCUUCCUCGCUCAGCAGUUUACCUCUGCAUCAUCACCUUUGUCAUGGGAGCUAGCAUACACCUGGUAGGAGACUCUAUUAACCAUCGUCUCAUCCUCAGUGGAUACCAGCUUCACCUUUCUGUCAGAGAAAACCCCAUUAUCAAAGAUCUGAAGCCUGCCUCACUGAUUGAUUCCUUUGAGCUUCUGUAUUACUAUGAUGAGCACUUGGGGCAUUCCAUGUGGUAUGUCCCUUUCUUUCUUAUCCUCUUCUUAUAUUUCACUGGCUGCUUUACACAAGUUAAAGAUGAGAAGAUGCCUUACUCAGGCUGGCUGCUACUUGGCCCCAGUGCUGUGUACUAUUGGUAUCUGAUUACUGAGGGGCAGAUCUUUGUCCUGUAUGUCUUCACCUUUUUUGCCAUGGUUGCCACUGUGAUGUGCCAGAGGUGGAUGGGCUUUGUGUUAGACAGCAAUGGCCGUUUCCUUUUCUAUAACUUCAUCAUUACUCUGGGAUUAGUUCUGGUAUGGGUCGCAUAUCUGUGGAAUGAUAACGUUUUGCGCAAAAAGUAUCCCGGUAUCAUCUAUGUCCCAGAGCCUUGGUCCUUCUAUACCUUACACAUCAAAGGCAGUUAAAUACUAACAGCAAAUCUGAACUAAACUUCAUUGACAUUUCUGCAGUAUAAUGCUUUGACCAAGUUUAAUGGCACUUUGAGUGAAACUGAGAAGAUUUACUUAAGUUCCAGUGUUACUUAAAUGGAUUGUUCAUCCAAAAAUGAAAAUUCUGUCAUUUCAAAACCCUCAAGGUAU